This is a messenger RNA of Porites lobata, 20497 nucleotides long. The record is from the annotation of a GenBank genome assembly. Lineage: Eukaryota; Metazoa; Cnidaria; Anthozoa; Scleractinia; Poritidae.
AACAGCUAUUAUGGAAAGCAGUGGCUGGAGUCCCAGGGAGCGAUCAUCGAUCUGCUGGAGGUCGAACUUCCAACAGAACCUGCUAAGCCCGAAAAGGUAAAGAUUAAAUAGCAACAAAAACUUCUCUCCUCCACAGGGGUUAAGCUUUGUGUGCCACACUUGACUCACUCGUUGCAGUGGAAAUCCAAUAAAUUAUAGUGAACUUACACAAUAGGACAGCAGAGAAAAGAAGACGACAAACCUUGUGUGAUAAACGUGACUGUAACUGUGUUAAAAAAAAAUUCUGCCAAACUUCACCUUUCUUUAAACAGACAUUUUUGUAAACAACCAGAACACAUUUAUUGUUAAGUAAAGUUCGCCACAAAAUACACAAGUAAUAUCCCUGUCACCUUUGUCACACAUGAAAGUUUUACCAUCCUCUUCUCUCUGACAUCCUGUUGAGUAAGUUCACUAAUGUCUGAUAUCAUUUAACUUCUGUAGAGGAGAGAUAAAAAACCGAGCUUAUUUGAGGUGUAGGGAUGUUAAAUGGUUCUGAUUUUUCAAGUUUGUGUUCAUGGAUUCUUGUAAAUUAACAUUUAAGGGCCAGCUGUUUUGAAGUCUCUUCUUUGCAUGGCCAAUACCUUACAAUCAUUCAUAAAUAUGACUAUUAAGAAAGAAUGAAAAAAUCGUAAGGGUAACACAAUAAUUUGCAAACUACUGGAUCACCAAUAAAGUUAUUAUUAGAGUAACUUACUGGGGAUCCAGUAGUUUGCAAAUGAUUUUGGUCCACAAAUAAAGACAGAAAAAGUAAAAUGAAAAGAAGAAUAAAAAGAAUCCUAACUGAGAUGAGACAACCAGUUGUACAAAUAUAUAAACUGAGGAGUUAAACCUCAGGUCUACUGAGAACAACCCCAGCGAGUGAUCAAAUUGGGACUUGAUCUUGAAGUGACUGGGCUGAAACCCAGUGCCCUUAAGGUGGCUUGACCUAGUAUUUUAAUAGGCACACCCUCCAUCUUUGAAUCUUUUAUACUUUAAUAAACAAAUAUAUCAAGAGAAAAAAAUUACAAAAAUUCAAGAAGAAAAUUAAUGUACAAUUCUAAUUAAACCUAAAAAUUGAAUUAAAAUGCUUUAAGUCUACUUUUAAAAGAUUCCUCAGACAGGGCGAUCCUUGCGUCUAAAGGAAGAUCGUUCCAAAGUGCAGGCGCGCAUGAUCAAAAAGCGUGACUUUCAUAGUUCUUUGUCAUAAAAAUCAGUCUAUGUAGGUGGGGAACAGAGACUCCUAACUGGUCGGUCAAUAUUGAGUAUAUCAGUCAAGUACUUGGGUGGUAAACCGUUUAAAACCUUGUAAGCUAUGAGAAAAAUCUUAGAGAUGAUAGGUUUUCAAAUAGGCAGCCAAUGAAGCUUAUGGAGAAUUGGAGUUACUGUAUGUAAUCCCCUUUCCUAGUCCUAGUAACCAGUUGAGCAGCCGAGUUCUGAAUACGCUGAAGUGAGAGAUGUCUUUAUCUGAGAGACCAUACAAUAGACUCUGAUCUUACAAUGGUCCAAUUUAGAGGACACAAAGGCCCCGGGGGGGGGGACUUCCUUAUGAAAAAGACGGGGAGGCUUUGUAAAUCAGGGUGUUCCGGCAGCGCCAAUAUUUUUCCAGGGUUAGGGUUCAAGAAACACAGAAUUACGCGAAGAGAAACAGAUGUCAAAUUUUCUUUUUAACUUUGUUUGUUAUGUCUUUAUAUCAUUAAAACUCAUUGCAUGUCGAAUUUGUGUGUUUUUAAGCGGUCUCUUUUAGGGGUCAAAAUUUGCUUAAGCCACGCCCAGAUUGGUCUCCUUUAGGAGUUAAAUUCAAAAUUUCCGACGAGCAUCCCCGUCUAUUUCAUAUGGGAGUCCCCCCGGACAAAGGCUUGAAUCACGGCAGUUUUUCUGUGUUCGGUUGAUCCAGAUACUAACAAAUAUUACCAAUACACUUGAGGGCAAAGAAUGCAGACAUAGAUACUAGAGAUGUGAGGACCAGAACCAUAUGCAGUAGAUAUACAUGUAAUUAUCCAGUUAAGUGGAAAGCAGUGGUAUCACCCCUUGCAAUAAUAAUGCACCUGCAAAAAAAGAUUGUUUGAAUACUUGGAUGAAAAUUAAAAUUUAUUACCUUUAUGGAGAAGAAUGUUGCCUUGUGUGGUGUCAGCUGUUCUAACAACUUUUUUAACAACCGAGUUUUUCUGGCCAUGUUGGCUUCCAUGCUUUGAAAAUUAUGGAACUGACGUUUCUUUAUUAAUAGAAUGUUCUCACCUCCUAAUAUAAACAUACUAUUCAUUUCUGCAGGACCGCAUUGCUGCUUUUCAGAUGUUUGCUGUUAUGUAUAUUAAGUACAUACAAAUAUUUAGAAGAAUUGAAGAAUGCUAUGAUCAGGUACCUAAUUAUUCGCAAUUUUUGUCUGUUACCUUUCAUGCACUGACAGAUUCUUUAAAGAAGAUGAAUUGAACAAUGAUUCCAGAGGACAAGAAAUCUCCUUUAAAAUUUUGCAAACUGCAUGUUUUCAUUUUUUCACCUUUACUCAGAAAAGUUGAUUGAUUGAUUGAAGGAUUUGAGAUGAAUAAUGAUUCCAGAGGAAAAGAAAAUUCCUUUAAUAAUUUGAGACUUUGCAAACUAGUGCUUUAAAUAGCUUUUUCACCUUUUGUCAAAAAAGUUGACUGAUUGAUUGAUUUAAUUAAUUUAAUUUACAAGUAUUUGUCUCCCUAGGUGGUGCAUCCCCAGAAAAGAAGAGUCCUGCGGCAUUUACUAGAUGGUAUAAUGGGAAGGAUUUUAGAACUUAAGAAUGAAAUGGUGCUGUUGGAAUUUUCUGAAUAUCACUACUUUGACGAUGUUCUCUCAGAUCUCAAACUUACUCCGGUAAGUUCAUUCAACUUGAUGUGAAACAUGGAAAUUGUUAUAUACAUGUAUGCUAGUCUAAUUUGCUAGUAGCCCUACAGUAAAUAGCUGACAGUUUGUGACACCACUACUGUUUUUCUCAUGAAAUGACAUAUGAGGAACGAGGAAGAAAUUCCAUGCUAGUGAUGACACGGCACUAUCCAGAUCUGGUUGGUGCUUCUGAUUAACUGGUUGAAUUGGUGAAGUGUCAUCAUUAGACUUAGAAAUAGGCUAGCUCUCCCCUUUCGGAUAGUUUGAAUGGUUAAAUGUAAUGUAUGGUACAUAUCAGUCAACAAGCUGUAAACAUAUUUAAGAGUGAUGGAUUUAAUUCCUUCCUCUCUUUUUCUUCCUUAUUUACUUGUAGGAUGACAUAGAAAUUCCUAUUCCAAAGUACUUCACAUAUGAAAAUUCUAAGGUUCUUCAAGAAAGAGAAAAAAUGCUCGGUGGAAUCCUGGCCAAAAUGGGGCCUCAGGACACUACUCCAGUGAGUAAAUAUGUAAUGUUGCUGAAAAAAAUUUGUUGGCAAAAUUAAUUUUUUAUUGCCGUUAAACCUUCAUUAACCCAUACGAUCCUGGAAAUUUUGCCAAAAAUUGCAUUUUGAUAGUUGAUCUGUUUUCUGAUAAUUAACUGUCUUGCUUUUAAGAGAGAAAACUUACCACAAAUCUGUUCACAGGUCGUACACUUUGCGGCCUCCUGAUCCAGAUGCAAAAUAUUCGUUAAUGUGAAGUUUGGGCAUGCACAGAAAGCUCUUGACUUUUUUUUUCACUUCUCUCCUCCCCACUUCUUUUUCUUUUCUCUCCUUAUUUUUUUUUCUGUUGCUGGGCAUUUAGUAGGCUUCAUUUUGUAGGGAAAAGUCUUUGGGAGAGCUUUUAGGAUCUUAGGAUUAGAUAAAAGGAAAGGUAGGUGGGUAGUGGAACUAGAUUUUCCUGGAAAUUUUUGGGUCAUUAUGUUACAUGGUUUUUGCCUUUUUCUCCGGCCUCCUUGACUGAACCAUGCACAUUAUGGUAUUGUUUGAAAGACCUCUUCACCCAGCACAAGUUAGCGGACAAAGUUAUCCUUGAUUGUGAAAACUGAUGUCAGGUCACAAGCAGUAGAAGGGACAUGCAUGGAUCCUCAUGGGUGGUUAUGGGCGGUUCAGGGGCAAAUGGGUUUAGCAGACACCUAUAAUAAAGCAUUCACCCUAUUUUGAGGCCAGUAAUCAAGUCCUGAAACAAUUGUAGAAAAGUGUUUGCUGGGUAGAGCACAGCCCAUAAAGUACUGGUCUCAGCUGUAUCUGUCACAGACAGAGUUUACAGUACUGUCAGUGCAGGUAUUAAGAAAUAUGUAGCUUCAGUUGUCAAUUAAGUUUACACUCACUGAAUGUUUUUCUUUUCCAAUUUUUCUAUCAAGCAAAAGGAAGAAAUACAGAUGACACUGGAUGAUGCUAUCAGACUUAUUCAGGUUGGUUUAAAAAUUUGAAAACUUUUUGAAACACUCGCAGCAUUUGCAACUUAGCUCCUAUUUAUUUGUUGCAUCUUAGGUUCAUGAACGAGCAAGGCAAGGAAGACUUCGAGCAAAAUUUAUGAGAGAAAUCAGGUACUUGAUUAAGGUUUUAAAAAUUCAAUUUAAUUCAGUAAGCCAAACAUAGUUAUAGAGUAGGUAAUGAUUAAAUUACUAGUUACUGCAAGUAGUAUUACAACCAAAGAUUAUGGAGUGGACAGAACCAGUGCAAAAGCUGUUUCUCCAACACUGUGCUUGGCAUAAAAAGUUUCAUGAAAAUGUGAUAGAAUGUAAAAAAGUUGGUGAUCAGAUCACCAUUGACAGGUUAAGCCCAAAUUUGCAUGAUUUGAUUUCUAUACAUUCUAUUCCUUCUCAGUGUAAAUCCCAACGAAUUUCAGCUAUACAUGCCACAUAUGUCUAAUAGCUACCUUGGUGCAAAUCAAAUAAUAAUAUCGUUUAAUCAAAUAUUAGGUAGCAUGUCUUACCAAUCUUGUUCCUGUAGAUUUUCUUUUUUGGCAAGUUGGGGAUGAUGUCAUUCCCCCUUGCAAAAUCUGUCGUGUUGCUAGACAUGCUAUCAAUGAAUCAAUCACUGAUAGCUGUCCCAUUCAUUCUCAUUCUAAUUUGUAAUUAGAAUUUUUUUUAUUUUAUAAUUUCUUCCUAAAACCAAAAUACAUAAUUUAAUGUCCUACAUUAGAAACAGUCUAAAAUAUUGCCAAGAUUUAUUAGUCAUACAAAAUGUAUACAGAAGGUUACAGCAAAUUAGUGCUUUGAUUAAUUGGAAACACUCUUUUUUUGUAUGUGUUCACUUGUGAGAUGAAGUAGUUUAGGAGGUUUGACUGUGUUAAUUAUUUCUUUGAUUUUUUUUAAAGGCAACAAGAAGAAAGAGAGAGGCAAGCUCAGUUACGAGGAGCUCCAACCAUGGAGGAGCUCAAAAAACCAUGGAUCCACAACUUUCUUUAAUAUAAAUCGCGCAGCAGGUGAAACACAUUAACCUGGCGACUCAAAAGUUUCAAAAGGUAACGAUUUUUUGUAAGAUCGGCGCUUUAAAUUCAAGUCCAUUCAAUGAAAAGGCAUUAUAAUUUGUUUAAACUAUCUAUAUUGUUGCUGCUAUCUAGACCUUUUGGUACAAGCAAGUCCAUUCAAUAAAAUGUGUGCAUACUUAUACCUUAGGAGGUGUGUGUGGCCAAGCGGUUAACACCUCGAACUCCAGAUCUGGAGGUCCGGGGUUCAAGCCUUGCCUGUCGCGUUGUUUCGUUAGACACAGGAACUUUACUCCACUUUGUCUCUCUUCACCCAGGUGUAUAACUAAGUACCAGCGACAUACUGCUGGGUGGUAACCCUGCGGUGGACGAGCAUCCGGUUCAGGGAGGAGUAGCAAUACUCCUAGGUACCAGUGCUUCAUGCUAAAUUAAAAGAGAGGUAUGAGCAGGGAUGAGAUCGAAGUUUUUGAUCUACAGGUGUGAUAGCCGCACCAUUGAAAGGUGCUCUCUUACUCUUUAAUGCUGCCAGGGAUGGCCAUUCUUCUUUGAGAAUGAUGUUCCUUCUGUGUUGGAAUUCCUUUUCCUAACAAUAAUACCCUAACUAGCUGUAGAUAAUAAAAUUGUUAUUGGUUUGACACAUAGGUUUGGAAAGGUUAUUCGCAAAGGAGAAAAACCAAGAAAAUGAGAGAAGAGGAAUUGAUAUUUGUCGGAAUGGUAGGUGCUAAAUGUUUUCGUCAAGUGUAUACCACAUGCUUUCAUUAGAUCAUUAUGUUGUAUUGGAUAUGUAAAAUUAUUAUUCAUUGUCUCUUGGACUUGUCUCCAGUCUCCCCAAUCUGAAUCUGAGGAAUGGAAAGAUACACCCAUGUAUACAGCAAACAAGACAGAGGUAAAAUUAUCAUUUUAACAAAAAUAAUUUAGAACAUACAGCUCUUUUUUGGUUGGUUGGUUUGGCAGACUUUGGCUCAUUGAAGAUAAUGUCUAUGCUUCUCUUGUGUUGUUAGGAACACAGAAGAGUUGUACAAGAAGAGCAUGAGAGGGAGUACCAACAGGUUGGGUUUGCUUUAGUUUUGCCAACAUUUCAUGCUUUUAUUUUCUUUUUUUAUGAACAAAGGCUAUCAUCUAGUUUGUUGUCAUCACCAUCAUCAUUAUCAUUAUCAUCAUUGUGAAAGGUUUGAACCCAGGAGUCAUUUCAAAAGUAGGUUGAGUUUAAUAAUUGUCCUGGUGAAUGUAGUCCUGAAUAGGACUGUUGUUGUUGACAGUGACUGACGUUUUGACAACCUGUGCGGUAGUCAUCUUCAGAGUCAAAGUGAGUUGUAUCACGUCAGUUGAUGGUAUUAUACUCUGGUCAUUGAUCUGAUUGGUCAAAUACGUCGCGAUGGUAUUGGUCGUCUGUCAGUUAAGCCAUGAUGUUAUUGGCUAUGAAGACUCGUAAUCAGUAAUUGGUGCGUUUCGAUCUGUCUAUUGUCACAGUUAAACAGUCGUCUAUUGUUAGUCAAAUUGUCAGUUCUCUAGUCGUUCUCUCGUAGUUAGUUUUGCUUGAUCUCAUCAAUAAGUCGUUUGUACGGCGCUGGUAACUGUUGGCUACGAUUCAGUGGCAUUUCAUCAUCUCAUCAAAAACACCACCACGACCGUUAAUUAUACAAUAUCAUUACCAAUAGAGAGGAGGAGUGCUUACGUCACAUUGCCAUGGUAGCAAAAUUUUUGGAUGACAACAAACUGAUAAAGUCAUAUAAAAGUCUAUUUGCACUAUUUCAAACUUCACCGAUCUUAUUCCAUUUCAUUUAAUUUGGCAAAUCUUGGCGAAAUUUUCUUUGGGACCGUAUCUAUCGUUAUCUAAGUUUAGAAAAGAAAGCGACAAUUUUUGUGUUCUGUUCACCAACUCCAUAAACCGGGCUCAUGAAAUUGGGAAGUUUCAUGUCAUAGUUGUGCAAUGAUGGCAAAGAAAUGUACAAAAUAGUGUGAUUCACAUGCAAAAUUGUUGUUUGUUAAUAUAAGUUACAUAUUAUUUUUGCCGUUCUCCUUGCCGUCACUGUCAUCGUUGGUUUUGUUGUCAUCUACCGUGGUAACUUGACAUCACACUUCUCUCUAUAACAAAAUUGUUCAAAAUAUUUUUUCAUUUCUGAUUGGGACAUUUAAUCCCAUUGCUAAAAUUUUCUACAUAACCAGCCAGCAUUUUAUUUUGCUGUUUCUGUCAAAUAUCUUGACUGAAACAUGGAAGACUGAUAGUCUUCAUGCAAAUACAGUGGCAACGUGGAUAUUACAUUACUUAUGUUGGUGAGAAAUUGGUGAAAGAUUUCACACAUUAUGCAAAGACAAAAAAACUUAUUAUUGUCUUCAAACCAGAGUAGGAAUACCAAAAUUACCACUCAAAGGAUGAUAAUUGCUUUUUGAAGUAUAUCUGCAAGGAAAAAAAUUCAUUCAUAUCCCUUUUAAACAGGCAAGAAACUUAAUAAAGGCGUGACUAUUUUGUUGUCGCUGUUUUGUAGGCACUUGUGUCCAUAAAAGAAAAGAUUCGUGAAAUAGAAGGACCUGAUAUGAAAGAAAACAUGCAGGAUCAAAUUAGACAGUGGUUUAUAGAAUGCAGGUGAGAUUAUAAGCUUGUGUGGAUUCUGAAUAAACUGUAAAGGUAAACCCACAUUGUGAAGCAACAUAAAAGUUACUUAUUUGGCAAUAGACAGUACCACAAGAAAGAACUGCUCAGUAGCUUUCAUUUGAAUGGCCACACUUUAGAUUUCAUUGACAGACUCAAAAGUUAGAACCACCUCACACACUCACACACUUUAUUAACAAUUGACAUACAUGAAGUCCGUUCAAGCCCUCAAAUAGAAGGUGCUAGUCGAGGCAGGCGGAGAUACAGGGUGUAGCAGCCGUCUUGUUGAAACAUGACACAGUACCUCAGGAAAGCACCACUCAGGGGCUGAAAUUCCACUCAGUGUAAAGCAUUCUGGAAUCCAGAAAAAUUUUUGCUUGUGGAAUCCAGAAUCCGGAAUCCGGAAUCCUAUUCCCAGAAAUUUUUGUUUGUAGAAUCCGGAACCCUUGGCUUUGGAAUCUGAAAUACAGCUCAAGGAAUCCGGACUCCCACUGACGAUUAGAAUCCCGAAUCCAAGUUCUACGAAUAAGGAAUCUAGAACUUGGAAUCUGGAAUCUAUGGUGUGGAAUCCAGAGUCCAAGCCCGUCUUGGAUUCCCAUAUGUCUUACUUAGGGGGAGAAAAUUUAGCACAAGGCAUUAGUGCUAUUAGUUAAUUUGCGUGAUUUUGUUGUCAGGGACAAAACAGGCAAGUUUCCUGAUUAUCCCGACGAUGAUGAAGGUGGUUCGGCUGCCAUUUUCAAAGAGAAAGAUCCUGCUGAGGUAACUUUUAAGAGUUUCUCUGGUUACUUUUUGUAGUUUACUUUUGACUUAAGGUAAAAUUCCGAAAAUAAGUCCCUCCAAAUAUAAGCCCCCAAACCAGAAACGUAAAAAACCCUCCGUUAAAUCGCCCCUCCAAAUAUAGGCCCCUGGGGGCUUGUAAUUGGAAAAUUGCCCUCAAAUACAAGGUAAAGCAAAGCAAAAACGGUAAAUUUACUUCCAACUAUAAUGCUAGCCCAAUCGAUUUUGAGACGCAAAGUUCUCUCCGUAGAUAAGCCCCUCCAAAAAUAAGCCCCUCAAAAAGGGCCCCUGGGCUUAUUUUCGGAAUUUUAUGGUAUGUUGUAAAUAAGUGUCUAAUGAGUAUUUUUUCGUUUAUUUACAUUUACUUUUGACUUAUGUUGUUGAACAAGUCUCUAAUGAGUAUUUUUUUGUUUAACAUCUUUUUUGCAGAUGGAGAAAGAAGAAGGACAGGUAUUUACAUUCUGUUACAGUAAGAAAAUAUAAGAAAAGAUUCUCUGUUCAUUAUUUCACAAUGAAGUUGUACUCAUGGACAACGUACUAAAAAGUGUUAUCCACGUGAAGAGGUGUUUUGCUCUUUAAACCUGCGGCUGUUUGACGUUCGCGUUACUGUCGCUCUGGGCCCAGUUGUUCGAAGGCCGGUUAGCGCUUAACCCGGAGUUAAAUUUAACCCUGGGUUCAAAAGCAUUUUCUCGGAUAAUUUUCUCUCUUAUUUUUAGAGCUUCCAAUCAUCAACUUGUGCACAAAAAGAAUUAAAACUGAAUUGCUUUUAAAGCUUUCAAAUCUUAAUUCAAAUCUCGCACUAACCCUGGGUUAUCUUAACGCAGCUUCGAACAACCCGGCCCUGAUGGGAAACUCACUACUACAAAAAUAAAAUAAUAUCCUAGGAUGCUAUUGAUUUUGCCACAUCAAUUGUUUGCGUAUCUGUAACAAGUCAAAAUCGAUUGCAGGAUGACGAUGGAGGGAAGAAGAAAAAAGGAAAGAAGGGAAAAAAAGAAAAAAAGGAGAAAAAAGACAAAAAGGAUAAAAAAGGAAAAGGCAAAGGAAAGGGCAAAGGAAAAGGCGGGGAUGAGGUAAUUUUUCUUUUUUUUUUUGGUUUGUAUUUUCUUUUUUUUUGAGGAAAAAAAAAAUCCUCUUCUUGUGGUUUCAUUCUUUGCUUAUCUCCCCUUUUUUGCAGGAAGAAGAGGAAGGAAUAAAAAUGCAAAUUUCAAACUUUGUUCUAACAGUCAAUGAAGCCGCUGCUACAUAUAAAGGUUGAUGUCAAAUUUACAUGCACUAAUCUUGCUUCUUUAGAAGAAGUUUCUUGAGAUCCAUCUAUUUUCCCUCUGUUUUGUAAGACCCUUAGGAUGCCCCACUUGGUAGCCUGUGUAGCUGGCAGGAUUCUUGUGCGCGGGGUGCUUUUUUGGCAGCGGAAUCGCCACGCGAAGCGAGUGGCAAAGCCGCGAGGGAAAAUGAAAUUGAUUUUAAAUUAACUUGUACUUACUCUUCUCGCGGCUCCGCCGCUAAAACAGCACUCCCACGCUAAUUCCGCCAGCAACACAGGCUACCCACUUAGAGGAGAUUGGGUACAAGCUUUAGGUGCAGUGAUUUCUGGGACAGUUUGAAUGGAUAAGCGUUAAUAGUUAUGAUUGGUCGUUGGUAUUCAAGGCAGCCAUUAACCAAUCAUAAGUAACACUCGCCAAUUGAAACGAUCCCAGAGAUCGUUGCGCUGAAAGCUUUUACCCAAUCUCCCCUGAGUGGGAAAUACUGAGGGUCUUUCAAAACAGAUGGAAAAUCGAUGGAUCUCAAGGAACUUCUUCUAAAGAAGCAAGAUUAGUACAUGUAAAUUCCCCUUAUAGUACGUUUCUGUAGUGGGGAAUAGACUCCAGCCUAUGUUUUGUUUUUGCCAAUGUGGGUCUCAAGGAAAUUGCCCUUUGUCUUUUCAUCAAUUUUGCGUUCACAUGAACGUGAAUACAUCGAAAUUUGAAGUAAACCAUUCCCUAGAGCGUUUUCACAUGAGCUUCACUGGGAAAAAAGAGGUCUUAUUAGCAUCUUACUCUCAACAAAAAACUGAAUUUUUCACAAAAUAGCCAAUUGUGCAUCUCAUGCAUUUAUUUUUCAUUAAGACGUGUGGCAAUUCAGAGAGGAGGUAAGCAAUUUUGAGCAGAAACAUGAUGCAGAGUUGAUCAAGGAGGCCAAAAGGUAUUUAUUUUAUUUUUGUAUAAACUAGUUCUGAGAUACAGAGUUACUCGUGUGGCAAUAGACAGUACCACGGGAAAGUACUGCUCAGUAGCUUUCAUUUGAAUGGUCACACUUCAGGAGUUCAUCCACGGACUCAAAAGUUAGAAUCACCUUGUGCAGCAUAAUAAACAGCACCACAGGAAAGUACUGCUCAGUAGCUUUCAUUUGAAUGGUCACACUUUAGGAUUUCAUCCACGGACUCAAAAGUUAGAACCACCUUGUACAGCAUAAUAAAAAGCACCAUAAUAAUCUGAAGAAAUGUCUUGAUUUCAUCCCAGAAAAAUUAGAAAAUGCAUAAUAAAAAACACCCGGGAAAUUCUAGUAAUUCAUUUAUUUAAAAUGCGACUCAAAAGUUAGAAAUUCAUAAUAAUCUGAAGAACUGUCAAAAAAUCCAAGUGCAACCCCAUUCUGUAAAUUUAAAAUGCGACCCCCAAUCCAGUCGUGAACAUGCGACCCAUCCAUUAGCCUCUUAGCCUCUUAGAAGGAAGUACCCCCUCCCCCCCGGGUGUGUUGUUUCCUGAAUGUCUAGUGCACCUCCAUCGAGGACUAGUGUGGCGCUCAGACAUCACAUUAAGCCUCUAAACGAGUGAACUGUGUAUCGGUAUAGCCUGUACACAGAGCGCCUGGAGCGCGCGAAAGCGAGCUCUUUCCCGCCCUUUUGCGCUAGCGGUCAAUAAAUCCCCCGCGCACUGGACGAUCUCAAAAAGAGAAAUAUGUUAUGUCUAUGAACAGGCUAGUAUCGAUUUGUAACAGUGGAUUUUGAAUUUACAGUUUAGCGUCUCAUUUUUUUUAAGGAUUGAAGUCGAAGAGGAAAUUCGUAAACAAGUCGACGAGCUCAUGCGACAGGAGCUAAAGAACUUAAAAAUGGUUUGUUCUGACCGUAGUGUAAUACAUUUUGUACUGUAUAUACUUUUCUCCUCCUCCCAUCGAUGGACCGUAAAGUCACAUACUCAGAGUAAAUCAAACUGAUCAUAAUAUGAUAUACUAGGAAACGCGUUAGAUUUCUAGACUUUAAAGUAAUCGCGUUCCUCAUCUUUAUACUAGACGGCUCAAACGUCUUAAACAACAAGGACGUCUAUUAACUUUGUCGAUCGGGCAUGUCAAACUUAAGGCGUCUGUCUUAUUUUCACAUUUAUCUUGUUUUCUAGUUCUGAUGGAUUCAACUAUUUUUUUGCGCGUAGUCCUACAAAGUAUAUACACCCCGGAAAUCUUCAUUGCACUUUUUUUGACCAGAAGAGUUACUGAGAGAGGUUAAACCCUCUCUUAAAGGUAAUGUUACACGAGACGAUUCGCAACGACGAUUUUUAGCGCAACGCUCUGUUGCAAUGUUGGAACAAUAGGGCCAUUUAUACUAGGAAAAAUAAGACGCGUCUUAAAUAAGACGCGAACUGUACCAUUUAUACGAGCAUGUCCUAUCUAAUAAGACGCGUCUAAUUUUAGACGGAAUGUGCCGUUUAUACGGAAAGUUCGCGUCUUAUUUUUCCUCGUAUAAAUGGCCCUAAUGUUGCAGCUGUUCGAAACAACGUCGCAACAAUGUUAUAAUGCUGUGUUGCGCUUAAAAUCAUCGUUGCGAAUCCUUCUUUGUGACAUCACCUUAAAAUUUCUAACCGUUGAUAACUUGUUUCCGUCACUACCACAGUAGGGACUUUAAGAUGCCACGACAGCGAAGACAACAAGAACAUCAAAAAGCAAAAGGUUGAAUAGGCAAAACAACAACUCUGCACACUUUUUUGUAGAUUUCUUUGCCGUCACUACACGACUACGACGGGGAAAUGCCUAAUUUGACUAACUUGAAUAUGGUUCUUAGGAAUUCGGCUCAAAAAGAAUUCGCUUGCAUUUAACAAAGUAAAUGAGUUGGAGUAAUCGCGAUAGAGAUUGAAAGAACACAAUUUCACCACUUUAAGCGACGUUUUCGUGGCCUUCGCCGUCGUGGUAUCUUAAACUCCCUACUCUCGUAGCAGAAUGAUGGCGGGUAUGACGUUUUAUCACCAAAGUGACGCUGGUCCACGCGCGCGCACGAUUUUUAUUGCGAAAAUCUCGCCGUCCUAGUCCUCCUUGUCUUAGAAUCUAAGGUUCGGUUAUUAAACCUUAGACCGCGGUUAAGGAAAUCUUUGGACCAGCAGAUCUCUCCCUAAGUGUGUAAACGUGGCCUUCGUCGUUUCUGCGUGGCCCUCUAUGGAUUUUUUGUCUGUUUUCUCCAGUCGAGCGAAACCAGCCUUUGGAGCGCGCGCGUUUGAUUUUGAUUACUUCAUCAUCCAUUAUGACGUAUUGUAUUCUUAUCUUACAAAUCUAGUCCGACUGAGAGGAAACGUAUACACGAAACAAACCCUUUUCUUUUUGUAUUUUCAGGCUGUUGACAGAGAGAAAGGAGGAAAAAAGGGAAAGAAAGGCAAGAAGAGUGGGAAGAAAAGUGGAAAAAAGGCAAGGUUUCAAAACUUUUCAAAACACAGUAGUUUUACGCAAGAUAGAUAAUGUUCAGGGCCGAGUUGUUCAAAGCUGGGUUAAGAUAACCCAGGGUUAGAGCCAGAUUUGAAUUCAGAUUUGAAAGGUUAAAAAGCAUUUCAGUUUUAAUUCUUUUUGCCUACAAGUUGAUGAUUGGAAGCUCUAAAAAUAACUGAGAAAAUUAUCUGAGAAAAUGCUUUUGAACACAAGAAAAAGAAACCCGGGCUAAAUUUAUCCCCGGGUUAAGCGCUAAUCGGCCUUUGCAGGUGUAAAAAUUGAUCGUAAUGUUUCAUUUCAAUAGAAAAAGAAGAAGAGUGGAAAGAAAAGUGGAAAGAAAGGGAAAAAGAAAAAGAAAGAAAAGGAUUUGACAGCGGACAGGUUUGUGAUAUGUCACUGGCUUCUCUUAGCGUACGAUCCGCAGUAGUUAGUUUACAUCGUAAUGUCAUGGGCGAAUCAGUAGACUUGGUAGAAUUUUCUGGUAGAAGUGCAAGAAAAAGGGAAAUUUUCUUGAAAUUACUUACCUAGUAAGUGAGAAAACACAUUGGCAUGUGCCUUGAAAGGUUUCAUUAGCAGAACAACGCAUUUGCACGUGCUUUGAAUGGUUUAAUUAUCAUAACAACGCAUUUGUUGUUGUUGUUUCUUUCUUUUUUUCUUGUAUUGGCUGCCUAGUGGGUCGUCUUGUAUUAACAAUAACUUUACGUUUUUUAGAACUAUUGAGUCUCUAUAUGAAGAGUUGGUGCACGAAGGGAUUUUAGUUCGAGCUCCAAAAACUAGACUGAAAGAAUACGCUGGCGAAUACAGGUACAUCUUUACAUUGUGAUGUUGUCGCAGGGCCACCAAAACUAGUGUUUAAAUCUGACAAAGCUGCAAGCAGAAUAAAGCAGUCAGAAUGGAGCGAGGCUAAGGGCAGUCAAUAUCAGACAUGUUAUUGAUUGGGCACAGUUGGUUUAGUGCGGCCUUCUGUGCCAUAGGUGGUGAGCGGGAGAAGAUAGCUUAGGACAACACCCUCAAUUUUAUUACCCUGUCUAGGACAAACGACAAGAUUAACGCCGACUUAUUUUAGAGUCAUUUAUUGGCAAUUGCAAUUGGGAAAAUUCACAUCUUAGUCAUUGCUUUUGUAUUAUUUCGUCCAGGAAAAUCAAAUCAAUCGAGCAGGCUAUAACCUGUUUAUAAUUAGGACAGACUCUCAGAAUCUCAAGUUACAUACCCUGUUUAGAACAGACUUGCGCGAAACUAUAUACCCUGUUUAGGACAGAGAGCACAAAAAGCAUACCCUAUUCAGCGGCGCAUCCCCGUAGGGAGUACCCCCGUGGUUUCCGAGUACGAUUCCCAGCUGUGACCUCUCGAAGCAAGGGGGGGAGCCAACAACAAACUCAAUCCACAUACGGGGUCUCAAACCUGGGCGACAUUGGUGGGAGGCAAGUGAUCUCACCGCUGCGUCACCCCUGUUCCACCCUCCCCCACCCUUAUUUGGAACUUCCCCUCCAAAUAACGACUGUACGUUCUCGUUUCAUUUUAGUUACCUGGGUACCACACUCCGUCAGGCUAAUAUCGAGCCCAUGCCAUCCAUAUCUGACGUCAGAAGAGUCAUCACAGAGUUCGCGAUACUUCCAUUAGGUAACUAUUCAUCCGUCAGGUGAUUGUUAUUUUAACACAGAAUUUGAAAAUAUUCAUAGUUUGUGUGGACAUCACUAUGGGAUUUGGGGCUUUGGUAGUGUAGCGGUUUGCUGAGUUGUUCUCAGCCUUCGCCCCAUUGUAAGGGAUUCCGGAAUCUUGUAAAUUAUUGCUUGUUCAAUCCGGAAUCGGGGAAAAUUUUGCUUGAGGAAUCUGGAAUCUUGGUCUUUGAAAUCCGGAAUACAGCUCAAGGAAUCUGGAAUCCCACUAACGAUUAGAAUCCAGGGCUGAGUUGUUCGAAGCUGAGUUAAGAUAACCCAAAGAUAGUGCGAAAUUUGAAUUCAGAUAUGAAAGCUUAAAACGCAAAUUCAGUUUAAUUCUUUUCGUCUACAAUUUGAUGAUUGGCUAAUCUAAAAAGAGAAGAGAAAAUUUUCCGAGAAAAUGCUUUUGAAGAAAGAUUUAACCCUGGGUUAACGCUUAUCGGCCUUCGAACAACUGGGUCCAGAAUCCAAGUUUCACGGGCAAAGAUUGGGAUCCAGUAUAUGGAAUCCGGAAUCCAGAGUCCAAGACGUUGUUGGAUUCCCUGACAUGGGGCGAGUAGCCUGUAGUACUGGCCUUUAUUUUGGCGAGUGAUCACUCAACAUUUCGUGUAUUUAACCCGCUAUAUAUGAUUUCAAGAACAGAUCAAUCAGGCAUGUCGGAGAGAGUAGAAAGUACGAUCAUCAUUGACGCGGGAUAAAACGGGAAAAUCCAUGUGGGAAGAGGGAACAAAAUAUUCCCUUUUCUUGUCUGUUAGUUCCUUCCUGUAGGUACCGAGGCACUGAUAACGAACAACAAAAGAAACAAUACAACCAAACAAUAAAACUCCAGGAGAACUCUAUUUUUUGGUUCCCUUGUUUGUUUUGUGACAAAGGUACCUGCAGGAAGACCCUGUCUAUCUCUGUGUUCCCCUUGACUUGAAGAUCAUUUCAGAUGAAAUCCUGAGUAAGUUAAGUCCUCGUGCUGCCUGAUAAGAAAUCGUACCGGAACAUACUUUUCCCUUGAGUGCCAGCUCUUGAUCGGACGCGAAAAUUAUUGCCUAUAAACUGAUUGGUUGAAUUUUGACGUUUCGAUCUUUCUCUGCGAUUUGUCUUGCAGGAUCCCAAGCCGUACAUGAAAAGUCACCGCUGGUCAAAUCUGUUCUUAUCGCUGGCCCACGAGGCGUUGGAAAGAAAAUGCUGGUGCACUGUGUUUGCACGGAGACUGGAGCGAACAUGUUUGACCUGACAGCUGCUAAUAUCGCGGGAAAAUACCCCGGGAAGGCGGGGCUACAGAUGAUGUUACACAUGGUGUUCAAGGUAUAAUCACGUGAUUUUAACAUCUUUUGUCAGUGUUUCAACUUAGAGGGGUUUACAUGAGAAAACUCGCACCGGCGCGAGUUUCAUACCAGGAUGACUUUUUGAUUUCGCAUCGCGUUUACAUAAUGACUGGGUCAUUUCAUAUCUCGCUAUUUGAAGUUACACUAGAUGUUGAUGAAAUACACUUGUGAUUCAAAAUCGCAAACAUUACGCAUUCCCUACCGGCAGACCGAUUACGUAUCCAGUCUACUGGCAGACCGAUUUCACACCGAAACGUGUGGUCGUUUCGUGUUUUAAUCUGCGAGAUUUUACCGGGUGAAAUUUUACAACAACCGGGGUGAAAUCACGCUUUUUCGCGUCGGCGUGACAUUUUGUGGUGGUAUCAUGAAACAAAUGCAGAGCCAACAGGCGGAGUGAAUCCCGGGCGAAAGUCGUGUUGUUGUGUAUAGAUAUAUUUUCUUCUGCUUUCUUUCAUUGUAAAAGGCUUAAUCAGGACUGGGGGAUAUUUAUAGGGUGUUGGUGUAGGAAGACUGGGGGGAAGGGAAGCGGGCUUGAGCAUCUUUGUAGCUGUAGUUAACUGCGUUGACAUUCAUCCUCCAUUUCUUCUCUUUUCUGUUUACUACAGGUUGCUCGUCAACUUCAACCCUCAGUAGUCUAUAUCGGUGAUGCAGAGAGAACCUUUGUGAAGAAAGUUCCCAAGACAGACAAGGUAACAUUCAACUCUUUUUGAAAUUGAACUUUUUUUCACAUGUCAUGACCUCUGUUGCUACACGCUUAUUGUGAAUCAGAAAUCAAACAUUCACGUGCUACCAGUAGCCAGUCUACUACCAUGGGAGGGAAGAACCGUUGUCAAGGUGAACUGUCGAUGACAGAAGACGUGUAGCUGCCAGCCAGUGAAAAGCGCGGGAAAAAUCGAAUCGCUUUCAAGGUAGCUUCCAAGGGUAAAAAAAACGUGCAGCCGGUACAGUGCAGUUGGUACCGAAAGAGCGGGAAAACACAAGAAACUUCCUUCAGUAGCAAAAAAGAAACGUUAAGUUAACAAAAUUAUGUUCUUUUUAUUGUUUGCAGACCGACCCCAAGAGACUGAAGAAGGACCUGCCAAAGAUUUUGAAAACUCUGAAGCCAGAGGAUCGAGUCCUUAUCGUGGGCACCUCAAGAAUGCCCUUUGGUAUCCUUCAGUAAUACUGUGUAUUGAAAAUAGGGAUAAAUUCAGGUUUCUGGGAAACUGCCCACCUACCCCUCCCCUAAGCUAACAUUAACACUGACUUCUCACUUAAGGCAAAACGUUGGCUGAGGGAAGGGGUAGGUGGGCAGUUUCUCAGAAACGUAAAUUGAUCUGAGAAUAUAACAUACUGGUGCUUACCAUUUACAUUGGAAAACCGGAAAUUCCGGUUGAAAAAUUGAAUGGUUCAAGCCUUUCCUUUUGAGAAGCUAUAAAUAACAUGAUCAAACAAAUAACGGAAAACAAAUUCCGAUAACCUGCUUGGCACUUCCUCCAUGGAGGAACUCAAACCACAAGACGGCGCUUUUGUUCAUUAUUUUUUGUUGAACAUUCCCUCACUUAUUUUUUUAAAACUGCGCCCCCCCCGCGCCCCUUAACGCAAGGCCUGGAUCGGGCACAGAUAUGAACUACUCUUUUUAGAUAACCAGUUGAUCUGGAUAUACUUAGUAGUGGUCCUUCUCACAAACGUCAGUUUUAAUUUUUAAAUAUUUCAGCACGAGACUCUGUGCUAAAUGUAAGCAACUGUUAACACAAGAUAUCAUUAAGGUCGUUCUGAGUGUAAUUAUGGUGUUAAAUGAGACUUUAACACCGCUUUUUUUAUUGUUAACAUAAAGUUCGUUCUAUCAGACAGUUGGCCAUUUGUUAUUGCUUUCACGUGACGGUGAACAGGCUUUCUUUGUUUGAUGUGCUAAACGAAUGUUUGGCAUGAACCGUAAUAUCAGAGUUAGGUGUGCGCCUUUGGGUUCUUGUUGUAUUCCUUAACAAAACCAAGAUGCUGAGAUCAAGCCGUUCUGUGGUUUGUAUCAGAAAAUUCUUCUUCUUCCAAGACCUGAUUAUGCCUCGAGGUUCUGUAAGUAUACUCUAUUUAUCUCGAUCUAUCUGUUUAUUAAAGCACUUAAGAGUCUACUACAAAGAGUCUGCAGGUUUUUGCGGAAUUGCGUAGGUUACCUAGGUAACUGAUGUACCGGGACCUUUGAGGUUGACUUGCUUGUAGUCUGUAGUCGGUACAUUUGACGUCAACAUACACCAUGUACCUUGCGCACUAUGGCAACCAUCCGCGGUCCAAAGAGCCUGAGGACGCUGGAUACCUGAUCCAACACGCCGCGAUCUCUGAUUUUUGAGAGAAGGGUGGCUAAACGCAGAAUGAAUGCUUAAAACAUUAUCAAACGUUCGUGUUUGCUUGUAGUGUUAUGGAAGACGCUGGUCACAAGGUAUGGCGGACGCUUAACUGAGCAAUUAGACGUGAGUUCGUUGGCGAAAAUAACUGACGGCUACACUCCAGGUCACAUGGCCCAAGCUAUUCAACAGAUUCUUACAGAAAGGCGCGUUCAGCAGGUUUGUACUGCCCCAGUUUAUUACUUGUUGAUCGCUCAUGCCGAGACUUUUACUGGUAAAUUUUGACCAAUCACCAAGCUCUCCACCUGCGCGCGCCUGGGCCCCACUAAAAGGAGUUCGCUUCUCGGACCAUUCGUAAUGCGUAGAAAGCAUGCGUAGUACCAUAACGAGGUACUAUGCAUUAAGGAAGUUUCGCGCCGUAGUUUGUUAGCAGCACAGAACACAAAUGACGUCAGCAUGACUUAAAUUUGCAAUGUUUGUCUGACUUUUGUCAUUUGCAAACAUGACAUUUUAAUGACCAGAAGUGACGAAUGUGCUAAUGGAAGUUUGUUCAGUUCGAUAAAUAGGGACUUUAAGAUUCAACGACGCGACGGCAGAGAGAACGUCGCUUAAAAAGUGAAUUUGCCUUCUUUCAGUCUUUGUCGCAAUUAUUCCUACCCCCUUACUUUAUCAAAUGUAGGCGAACCCUCCUGGAGUUGAAUUCUUAGGGACCAUAUCCAAGUUCAGAAAGAGAAAUAUCAUUUCGUCGUUGCUUGUUUACGUACUCCAUAAAACGCGAAAUUAGGCAUUUUCACGUCGUAGUCGUCCAAAAACGGGUAAAGAAAUGUACAAACGAGCGUGAUGCACGUGCAAAGUUGUUGUUUUGGUUGUAAAACCUAUUGUUUUUAUGAAGUUCUCGUCGCCGUCCGCGUUGUUGGAUCUUAAAGUCCCUAAUGUUAACUGUGCACAGCGCCAUUGCGUACACUUAGUUUGCAUAUGAUGCUACAAAAUGUCAUGACGUCAUCGACCAGUAUUUCGUCUACAUUUCAGCUGUCAAAGAGACCGCUGUUAGCGGUAGAGUUUGUGGCACCACUAGCACGCAUUGAUCCAAUUUACAAAGAAGAGGAAGAGGCAUUUAAGGUGAGGGACAAAUCUCCUCGCGUGAGAAGUGCGUCACGAUGUGGCUAGACUGCAACACAGUCCGUAUUUUUGCGCGUUCAAGUAGGCGCGAGCAGUCAAACAAAAGGUCUGGAACGAGGCUGAGAACAGAGAGCGAGACUGGGGAGAGACGCUACGGGCGUGUGAGACUCGCGCGCCUCGCGCGCGUAAAACUUUUACGCCACGCUUUACAGAUUUCUUUACGACUGUUUUGCAGUCUACGAUGUGGCAAAAGGUGAUCUUAUUCAAUCCUAGUGCCCAGUCUUUACUCGCAUCACAAGCAAGAGAGCACGGAUGUCUCCACUUGUGAGAAGCUUAAGUUCGUUUGGUGAUAUUGGCAGGGGCAGAAUCUGUACAAUUUUGGAGCCGCUUAUUUUGCGUCUUUGGGAUUUUCAUGGGCGCAGGUUUACAGCCAUAUAUCUGACCAUACAUUGAGGCUGAACGACAGAGCUACUUUUAAUAAUAUGUACAAAUAUAGAUAAUAAAUAUACCGCCGAAUUUUACUCGCCAAGUUACGAUAUUGCGAUUGAGGAACCGAUGAUUUCUACAGUUGCCAAGUCUCCGGGAACUCCCUUAAACAUGCUCCUUUACCUUGCAGACUUGGUACGCCAAGACACCGCUGGGCAAAAAGCGCGCCAAAGCCGCGGCAGGAGAUGAUGAGGGAGACAAGAAAGGAAAGAAAGGGAAAAAGGGAGGAAAGAAAAAGAAGAAGUAA